This is a messenger RNA of Helianthus annuus (common sunflower), 623 nucleotides long. RefSeq lists its product as uncharacterized. The transcript is spliced from 4 exons. The coding region runs from base 24 to 623 and encodes 199 amino acids. The record is from RefSeq and is a predicted model, not a curated record. NCBI's taxonomy places the organism in Eukaryota, Viridiplantae, Streptophyta, Magnoliopsida, Asterales, Asteraceae.
CAUCGCGACACACGGGUGGAUCAAUGGGAUAUGCUGAGCGUCGUGCCCGAAUGAAAAGGAAAAUGAACGAGGAACCCAAUUUUAAACAAAUAUUUCUGGAAACCCACCUCACUAAAGAAUGCAAACAAAAAUUAUGGGACGGGGAGAUUGACAUAUAUAACUUGAAGGAAUUGAAGUUUUGUACGAAACGAGCCGAAAAAGUAUAUGGGGAUUAUUUGAGUGCGAUGGAAAAUGUUUACAGGCCGAACUUCAGUGAGUAUCCAGAUGACCCUGCGGUGUGGGCACGUGUGAUUGGAGAAGGUCGCACGCGUCGUGUAUACGGGAUAGGAUCUUCGGAUCUAAAUUACUUGGUGACCGGGACAUCUUCUUUUGCUGGGUCUGCACCAUCGCAAGCAGAGUACCAACGGUCUCAAGAAGAGGCUCAAGUUAUGCGAACCCGAAUGGUUGAUUUUGAAGCUAGGGUUGAAGCUAGGGUUGAAGAAGAAAGGAAUCUAAUUGUAUCUCGUCUUGAAGAAGAAAGGAAUAUACUUGCAACUCGUCUUGAUGACGAAAGGAAAGCAAGGGAAGAACUUCAAAAACAACUUCAAGAGUUUAUGAAGAACUGGCGUCCUCCCUCUAAUUAG